ACCUGCUUGUGUUCUUGUAUUCAUGGGCACUGGAAUGCGUGCCAGCUGGUCUGGAAGCAGUUCCAACAAGUCACCUACACGGUGGCCAGGGGCGGCCUGAGAGGGAAACUUGCAAUCCGGACCCGCUGGAAAUGACUUUGGGAUAAUCACAACCUCCUGUCCUCAGUUUCCUUACCUGUGAAAUGGGGCUGAUAACGCAUAGCUGUGGGAAGCACUGGCACAAAUGCAGGGCUUGGGGGCACGACCACGAUCCCCGCCCACGGGUCCCCGCGCCAGGCCUCGCUCUCCACCCCUCCCGCCGCGGGCCCCCGCGCUUCGCGGAGGUCGGCCCCGGGCGCCGAGAGGCGUGGUCGGCCCAAGCGGACCCUCGCGGCGGCCAUGGCCUCGGUGGUGGAAUACAAGGGCCUCAGGGCCGGCUACCACUGCGGCUACUGCGACUCCAAGGAGGGCAAAGCGUCCUGCGGUAUGUGGGCACAUUCCAUGACAGUACAGGAUUAUCAGGAUCUCAUAGACCGAGGAUGGCGAAGAAGUGGAAAAUAUGUGUACAAACCUGUCAUGAAUCAAACAUGUUGUCCUCAGUACACAAUAAGGUGCCGACCUUUACAGUUUCAGCCUUCAAAAUCUCACAAGAAGGUUUUGAAAAAAAUGUUGAAAUUUCUGGCUAAAGGGGAGGUUCCCAAAGGAAGUUGUGAGGAUGAGCCCAUGGACUCCACAAUGGAUGAUGCAGUUGCGGGUGACUUUGCAUUGAUAAAUAAAUUGGAUAUACAGUGUGAUCUUAAGACACUCAGUGAUGACGUCAAAGAGAGUUUAGAGAGUGAAGGAAAAAAUUCAAAGAAAGGAGAACCUCAUGAAUUACUUCAGGCACAAGAUUCCAUAGGAGAGAAGUUGGGCUCUGGUGAACCAUCACAUUCAGUUAAAGUUCACACAGUUCCUAAGCCAGGCAAAGGGGCUGAUUUGAGUAAGCCUCCAUGUCGAAAAGCAAAGGAAAUCCGGAAAGAAAGGAAAAGGUUAAAACGCAUGCAGCAGAACCCAGCUGGAGAAAUUGAGGGUUUCCAGGCUCAAGGUCACCCACCAUCUUUGUUUCCACCAAAGGCUAAAUCCAACCAGCCCAAAUCACUCGAAGAUUUAAUUUUUGAAUCUUUACCAGAGAAUGCAUCACACAAGUUAGAGGUGAGGGUGGUGAGAUCAUCUCCACCAAGUUCGCAGUUCAAAGCCACACUUCUGGAGUCUUACCAGGUCUAUAAACGUUACCAGAUGGUUAUUCACAAGAACUCACCUGAUACGCCAACCGAGAGCCAGGUGAGGUUAGUACCUGCCUCCUUUGAGGACCCAGAGUUCAAGUCGUCUUUCAGCCAGUCCUUUUCUUUGUAUGUCAAGUAUCAAGUGGCCAUACACCAGGAUCUACCCGAUGAAUGUGGAAAGACUGAGUUCACAAGAUUCCUUUGCAGUUCACCCUUGGAGGCAGAGACUCCCCCUAAUGGGCCAGAUUGUGGCUAUGGCUCCUUUCACCAGCAGUACUGGCUUGAUGGAAAGAUCAUUGCUGUGGGGGUGAUUGACAUCCUCCCAAACUGUGUGUCAUCUGUGUAUUUGUACUACGAUCCUGAUUAUUCGUUUUUGUCUUUGGGUGUCUACUCUGCACUACGAGAAAUUGCUUUUACUAGGCAGCUUCAUGAGAAAACUUCUCAACUCAGCUAUUAUUAUAUGGGUUUCUACAUUCAUUCGUGUCCCAAGAUGAAAUAUAAGGGUCAGUAUAGACCUUCUGAUUUGCUGUGCCCCGAGACAUAUGUUUGGGUCCCCAUUGAGCAAUGCCUGCCUUCACUUGAAAACUCCAAGUACUGCCGUUUCAACCAGGACCCAGAAGCAGUGGAUGAAGAUCGCAGUACGGAACCUGACCGAUUGCAGGUGUUUCACAAGAGAGCCAUCAUGCCUUACGGUGUUUAUAAGAAACAGCAGAAAGACCCAAGUGAGGAGGCCGCUGUUCUGCAGUAUGCCAGCCUGGUGGGGCAGAAGUGCUCCGAGCGGAUGCUGCUGUUCAGAAACUGACCUGUUCGCCUCUGCCGGGGGUUCCCGUGUUGUGCUGAUGGUUUGUGUCAGGGUGCUUACUCAGUACCUGUGGAGAAAUAACUGUCACCACCCACAAAUUAAGACAUUUUUUAUUUAGACUAUCUAUGGCUUUUAAAAAAUAUUUUGUGGCAAUGUAUCUGUGAGAAUCUCAUGGUUAAUAUAAAGAUUUUAAAACUGUGUUGUGACCUAGCCCCCGUAAUUGGGGUUUAUCAUUUUGGAGGUUUCUUUCUAGAGCAAGAUAUGCUCAGAUUCUCCUGUUUAAAUUUUGUAAAAUGAAGAAGUGAAUCUAAGUAACUUAAUCACAGUUGUGCAUUUUUUUUUGGUUCUGUUAAAGAAAUUAAAACAGACUUUCCUCAGGCCCAUUUUAAACAUGAACUUAUGUUAGGAAACCUUAAGUAUGGGGAAGGUAGAAAGUUUGUUUCAUCACUUAGAAAAUAUGUCUUCUCAACAAAACUGUGUGCUGUUACUCAGUGUUCAAUAUUAAAUUGCUGCCAAAUGUUAUGUAGUUUAAUAGAGAGCUUGAAAAAAAUAAAACAUUAAAAAGGAUCUUGUGUUAGCAUCAGGUAUCCAUUUGUUCAGGACAGUCCUGUUCAUGUCUGUUGUCUUGGCAUAGUUUUUUUCCCUAGAAUAUAGUACUCCCUUUUACUCUAAAAAAUAUCCCAGUUUGGACAAUAAAAUACAUAAUUACUCUAGUUAUAUUAUUUGCUUUAUUUCUAAAAAUGUAAGAAACUAAAGUUUUAAAAGAAAAACGUUGGUUCCUGCCUUGAUCUAAGCCUCAUCCAAAGGAAAUAGUCCCUAGUUUUUUAUCUUACAACUCAGAACAUUUGUCUUUGGUUGUUAUUGGAAAUUGGUUAGUAUGUGAUCACUUUCGUAGUUAUGCCCAAAUCACAUGUAAGAAGGAAUCAUUCUGACCUCUCUGUUCCAGGAUAAGAGCUAGAACAAUCCAUUUCUUGCCCUUUGAUGUGAGAGUCACAGUCAGGGUGGCUUCUGCGCCCCUGAGUAACUCAGAGGCCAGCCCCCUCCUUCCCUGUCACUCAGAGCGGAGGCCAGCCCCCUCCUUCCCUCUCAGAGGCCAGCCGCCUCCUUCCCUCUCACUUUGUUUUGCUGAGUCCUUUGCCCACCUGUCAAGGUGGCAGGCACUGUGCUGGGUACAGGAGGAGAGUCAGACAUGUCCCUUAGCUAUAGUCGAGCUGUCUGGGAAACAGGAUGAAGAACAGAGGAGGGUUAUUUUCUUGUGCCCUCUUUGUCAGCUGAUCCCCUCUUCUGCCACCAGCUGUUUGGCCAGCAAGCCCUUUUUAGUCCCCACGUUGCCCAUUUUUCUGUUUUGGUUCAUCCUUUUUUAAAAGCCAUAUUAUAAAACAUGGUAGUUUGAAUCCUGUGGCUGAUUUUAAACUUUUCUCUAAAAUGUACUGAAUUUUGACAAAAGUUUGAAAAUAUCCUUAGCUAACUAGCAUAAAAAGGAUCAUAAAAGAAUGAUUUUAAAAAUGAAAUCUGUGGAAACUCAAAAUCCAAGUCAGCCGUAUUUCUUCAUUCAGAGCGUGUGUGUCACCUGCCAGGUGCCGAGUACCCUCCUAACCAUGCUAGAGUAGUGAGCAAAGCCAUUUUCUCUGAUCACAAGAUUUUACAUUUUUCUGGGAUUUUGACCUGCAAAAUAGUCUCGUAAGAGCAUUGGAGAAACUUACUUGGAACUGCCUUCAGACUCUAUAGAGCUUUUUUUCUCUUUUUCCUCUAAAAUGAAAAGAGUUUCAUUUUAUAACAAAAGUGAUACUGUAAGCAGAACAGUAAGAAGUAUAAAUAAAAAGUAAAAAUCAUCUAAAACCCUACCAUACUCAAGAACUGUCAUGUAUGUAUACACACACCUAUGUAAUUUUAAUACAAUUAGAAAUAUGUUCUACAUGCUGUUUCAUUUCCUCAACAGUAAAUUUUGAACAUGUCUGAAAUUUGAAAUAAAUUUCAAAAUAAAGCUUCAGAAAGUGUAGUAAGUAAUCUCUGCACUAUUAAAAAAAAGCAGGGUAGGGCUGGUACGUGGCUCCCUUAGCGUUUGGAUGUCCAACUUGAUGUUAUCACUGCAUCUUUCCUCCUUUUGUCUUUGUGAUUAGCAUGUAAAAUGGUAUUCAUAAAGAUCACAACCCUUGAAUAUCAAAUGAAGAGAAAACUUGAUUUCAACAUCUUACCACAACUCUGGUUUCUUCCUGCAGAAUUCAUUUUCAGAGGAAAAUGAUGAAUCAUCCCUGUCUGUGAACCACUGUGCUAUCCCUGAGGGUGGCAUUGUAGGUUGACUCCAGCAAAGCCUCAGAGUGACUUGAGCAUGGAGAUCCUUCUGCUUGGCUGCUGUAUUCAUGCAUUAUGUUUGUUUGAUAUAUUGAUCCGAGUAGUCAAAGUGUCUUAAAAGGACACCUAUGUGUCCUUUUGAACCCCAGCUGAGUGAAUAUUGAUAGUGAGCUAGAAAAGCAUAGUCAAGGAAAGUGACCCAACCUUAUUACUUGACCAGCAGUCUAGCUGAGAGAUGUGAUUUUAUGUUUGUGGCUUUCUAUAAAGAAAGACACAAGAACUUUUCAAAGACAGUUUCUAUCUUUCCAAGGCAGGAAACUUUGCGUUUGCAAUCUCAGUAUUGUGUCCCCUUCUGAUUUCAAAUACAUUACACCUGCCUUCCUGUUUUGGGAGCAAAGAUGUAAUUUUGAUUCCCUGUGCUACCAUCCUUAUUUAAAUUAUUUCCAUUCUAAGAGAUUUUUGUUAUUUUUUUAAAUGUAAUCUGAGCACUUUUUUUGUAUUCUAAAAGAUAGAUGCUAUCAGAUAAAUAUACUGUUCAUUUGAUUAAAAUUAUUUAGAUAAAUAUUACUCUGUUGACUUAAAUAGCUUUAUCCUAUUUUUCAUUCAUUUUGCAAAUAUUUGUUGUGUGUAGUUUCUUAACAUGUCAGAAUCUAUUAUGUAAAAGAACCUUUUCAGAUUUCUGAACAGUAUAUGCUUUGAUUUUAUGGGCUUUAUGUUAUUUCAGUAUGAAUAAAGAUAAGGAAUAUGAUGGACAGUUAACUAGAAUGUAUCUGUCGCUGCUAACGUGAAAGAAAUGAAGUAGAAACAGUUGGAAAAUGGUUGCAUUAGAAAUUAUUCAAGUGCACAUUCUUUUCUAAAAGAAAACCAAUGACUAUAAGGCAAAACAAGUUUGAUUGCAUGUGGUAUUUUUUGCUCCCGUAUAUGCUUUUUGAACAAGUUAUUUGAUAAAAGCCUGAAUGGAAAAAAUAAAGCUGUUUCUAUCUGCA
Rhinopithecus roxellana (golden snub-nosed monkey) is the source of this 5321-nucleotide messenger RNA. It is a transcript of the gene ATE1, whose product is annotated as arginyltransferase 1. The coding region runs from base 379 to 2043 and encodes 554 amino acids. NCBI's taxonomy places the organism in Eukaryota, Metazoa, Chordata, Mammalia, Primates, Cercopithecidae. The transcript has 13 exons. The record is from RefSeq and is a predicted model, not a curated record. Gene Ontology annotation, cellular component: cytoplasm. Gene Ontology annotation, biological process: protein arginylation. Gene Ontology annotation, molecular function: arginyl-tRNA--protein transferase activity.